Molecule: messenger RNA, 1856 nt
Organism: Lemur catta (Ring-tailed lemur)
Lineage: Eukaryota; Metazoa; Chordata; Mammalia; Primates; Lemuridae
Gene: PANX2
Product: pannexin 2
Exons: 3
Coding region: 217-1839 (540 amino acids)
Biological process (GO): positive regulation of interleukin-1 production; monoatomic cation transport
Molecular function (GO): channel activity
Source: RefSeq, a predicted model, not a curated record
CUUCUCUGGCCCCUGGAUUGGCUGUAAGGACAAAAACUAGAGGAACCCAUUUACUGUUACACCCCGCACAACUUCACCCGCGACCAGGCGCUGUACGCCCGCGGCUACUGCUGGACGGAGCUGCGGGACGCGCUGCCCGGCGUGGACGCCAGCCUGUGGCCGUCGCUGUUCGAGCACAAGUUCCUGCCCUACGCACUGCUGGCCUUUGCCGCCAUCAUGUACGUGCCCGCGCUGGGCUGGGAGUUCCUGGCCUCCACGCGCCUCACCUCCGAGCUCAACUUCCUGCUGCAGGAGAUCGACAACUGCUACCACCGCGCGGCCGAGGGCCGGGCCCCCAAGAUCGAGAAGCAGAUCCAGUCCAAGGGGCCCGGCAUCACGGAGCGCGAGAGGCGCGAGAUCAUCGAGAACGCGGAGAAAGAGAAGAGCCCCGAGCAGAACCUGUUCGAGAAGUACCUGGAGCGCCGCGGCCGCAGCAACUUCCUGGCCAAGCUGUACUUGGCGCGGCACCUGCUCAUCCUGCUGCUCAGCGUGGUGCCCAUCUCCUACCUGUGCACCUACUAUGCCACGCAGAAGCAGAACGAGUUCACGUGCGCGCUGGGUGCGUCCCCCGACGGGCCGGCGGGCGGGGGGCCGGCGGUGCGGGUCAGCUGCAAGCUGCCGUCGGUGCAGCUGCAGCGCAUCAUUGCGGGCGUGGACAUCGUGCUGCUCUGCUUCAUGAACCUCAUCAUCCUCGUCAACCUCAUCCACCUCUUCAUCUUCCGCAAGAGCAACUUCAUCUUCGACAAGCUGCACAAGGUGGGCAUCAAGACGCGCAAGCAGUGGCGACGCUCACAGUUCUGCGACAUCAACAUCCUGGCCAUGUUCUGCAACGAGAACCGCGACCACAUCAAGUCGCUCAACCGGCUGGACUUCAUCACCAACGAGAGCGACCUCAUGUACGACAACGUGGUGCGGCAGCUGCUGGCGGCGCUGGCCCAGUCCAACCACGACGCCACGCCCACCGUGCGCGACUCCGGCAUCCAGACCGUGGACCCCAGCGCCAACCCGGCCGAGCCCGACGGCGCCACCGAGCCGCCCGUGGUGAAGCGGCCGCGCAAGAAGAUGAAGUGGAUCCCGACCAGCAACCCGCUGCCCCAGCCCUUCAAGGAGCCGCUGGGCAUCAUGCGCGUGGAGAACAGCAAGGCCGAGAAGCCCAAGCCCGUGCGCAGGAAGACAGCCACGGACACGCUGAUCGCCCCGCUGCUGGACGCCGGAGCGCGCGCCGCCCACCACUACAAGGCUGGGGCGGGGGACGCGGGCCCCGCACCCGCCCCGGCCCCCGACAAGAAGCACGCCCGCCACUUCUCCCUGGACGUGCACCCCUACAUCCUGGGCACCAAGAAGGCCAAGCCCGAGGCAGUGCCCGCCGCCCUGCCCACCUCGCGGAGCCAGGAAGGGGGCUUCCUGUCCCAGGCAGAGGAGUGCGGGCUGGGCCUGGCCACAGCUCCCACCAAAGAAGCUCCGCUACCUGAGACGGAAAUCUCGUUCCCCGCAGAGCCCACGCGGGCCGGGCUUCCCUCUGGGGGGCCGUUCCACGUCUGCUCGCCCCCUGUGGUCCCCACGGCAGCCCCUCUGUCACCAGCAGGCCUGGGCAAGGCCGAGCCCCUCACCAUCCUGAGCCGAAACGCCACUCACCCUCUGCUGCACAUCAACACGCUGUAUGAGGCCCGGGAGGAGGAGGAAGGGGGUCCCCGGGUGCCCCAGGACGUGGGUGACCUCAUCGCCAUCCCCGCCCCUCAGCAGAUCCUCAUAGCCACCUUCGACGAGCCGAGGACAGUCGUGAGUACCGUGGAGUUUUGAGGGUGCCCAAGGCCCCC